Molecule: messenger RNA, 2116 nt
Organism: Pogoniulus pusillus (Red-fronted tinkerbird)
Lineage: Eukaryota; Metazoa; Chordata; Aves; Piciformes; Lybiidae
Product: fatty acyl-CoA hydrolase precursor, medium chain-like
Exons: 14
Coding region: 299-1975 (558 amino acids)
Source: RefSeq, a predicted model, not a curated record
GGGGGCGGAAGGGACCUCUGGAGGUCAUCAAGAGCAGGAGCAGGGUCACCUAGAGCAGGUCACACGGAGCACAUCCAGGUGGUGCUGGGUCAUUUCCAUCCAAUCUCAGAAGGAGCUACUGCUUAUGUGCAUCACACCGAGGGAUUGUAUUUACACUCUGUUGCAAGCUUAGCCCUGAAAGUGCCUAGCACAGCACACAUCCAGGAGGGAAUUUCACUGCAGCCCUUGCUCAGCAGGAACCUUUGUACCACUCUCUUCUCUGUGAAAACAGAAAACUGAGAGCUAAAGGGGGUGGAGGAUGCCUCCUCGAUGUCAGAUUUCCUUGCUUUGUACCCUGUUUUGUUGCAUAGCAGUCAUCACUGCUGGAGCAGAAGGACAUGAUGGAGCUGAGCCAGAAGUGACUAUCACACAGGGACGGCUCAAAGGGAUACAAACAACUGUGAAGGGGACAGACAGACCUAUAAAUGCUUUCCUUGGGAUUCCUUUUGCGAAAGCCCCUCUUGGAUCUCUGAGGUUUUCCCCACCUGAACCUCCUGAACCCUGGAAUGGUCUGAGAGAUGCAACUUCUUACCCACCACUAUGUCCUCAAGAUCUGUCCCUGCUGAAAGCAGCUGAGAAAAACCUCAAAGAGAAGCACCCUCCCUUCCGAACUUCCGAGGACUGCUUGUAUCUAGAUGUUUACAGCCCUGCUGCUGCAAACGAGGACAGGUUACCCGUGAUGGUGUGGAUCCACGGAGGCAAUUUUAUAUUCGGUGGUGCUGCUAGGUACGAUGGUUCUGCACUAGCAGCCCACGAGAAUGUUGUGGUAGUAAUCAUUCAGUACAGACUUGGACUCCUUGGAUUCUUCAAUACUGGUGAUGAACACGCUCGUGGGAACUGGGCAUUUUUGGACCAAGUAGCAGCUCUUCGGUGGAUCCAAGACAAUAUUGAACACUUUGGUGGAGAUCCAGGAUCUGUCACACUCUUCGGUGUAUCUGCAGGAUCUUGCUCUGUUUUUGCACAUGUUUUAUCCCCUUUAUCUAAGGGCCUCUUUCAUAAAGCAAUAUCAGAGAGUGGAAUUAUGAUCCACUCUAAUAAAGAUUUAAUUUCAACAGACCUUAAGAAAAUUGCAAGUGUAUUUAAGUGUGAGUCAAGCAGUUCACUCCCACUGAUAAACUGCUUAAGGAAGCAGGAGGCAGAGGACAUAAUCCUGAAGAGCAAGGAUAUCCCAUUUCUACCCUUGGUUUUGGAUGGAGUGUUUCUUCACAAGUCACCUGAAGAGAUACUGGCUGGGAAAGAGUUUAAUGCAGUCCCAUACAUGAUAGGAGUCACCAACCAUGAAUUUGGCUGGAAUAUGAGAUCUACAUCAAGCAUACCAGGUGUGAAGGAGGUGGGAGAUAAGAAAUCAAUCAUUUCAACUAUAGAGCUUUUACAGCCAUUCCUUAAUGUACCCUCAGAGCUCCUGCAUCUGCUGGUGGAUGAGUAUAUAGGAACUACAGAUGAUCCUGCUGAGCUACGGGACCAGUUUCUGGACUUGCUAGGGGAUGCAGCACUCAUCAUGCCAUCCAUUAGAGCACUGGACUAUCACAGAGAGUCUGGAGCUCCUGCCUACUUCUUUGAAUUUCAGCACCGUCCCUCGUCCUUCUGGGACAGUAAACCAGAGUAUGUGAAAGCUGACCACGGAGACGAAGUUGGCUUUGUCUUUGGAGGACCAUACCUGACUGGGGACAUUCAGCUACGUAGUGAGGUUACAGAGGAAGAGAAGAACCUCAGUAGAACUCUAAUGAAGUACUGGGCUAACUUUGCUCGAAACGGAAAUCCUAAUGGAGAGGGUUUAGCUGAAUGGCCAUCUUACAACCUGCAUGAAGAAUACUUACAGAUAAACCUCAAGCAGAAGAAAGCCAGAAAGCUGAAAGAAAAGAAGGUAGAUUUCUGGAAAAAGGUGGUGUUUGAAAAGACCAAUGACAAAACCAAGAAGGUUAAUUCAGAGUUGUAAUUUACAGCCUGCACACGCACACAAUAUGCAAUCUGUUAGUCCAGUAAAAGAAAUCACUUAAUUUGGAGGAUAAAAUUGUUUCCCUUCCUUUCACAGUUGUCACAUUUGCAAUUGUUCACUGUAAUAAAUACAGCCAAUCUA